Cyprinodon tularosa is the source of this 1930-nucleotide messenger RNA. RefSeq names its product LIM and cysteine-rich domains 1 (gene lmcd1). The record is from RefSeq and is a predicted model, not a curated record. The transcript is spliced from 7 exons. Gene Ontology annotation, molecular function: zinc ion binding. NCBI's taxonomy places the organism in Eukaryota, Metazoa, Chordata, Actinopteri, Cyprinodontiformes, Cyprinodontidae. Bases 537 to 1592 code for a protein of 351 amino acids.
UUCCAUCCAGCACAGGCCCACUUUACUGCUCUGCUGAGUGGAGACAGUGGAGCUGUUGUGUCUGAGACCUUUAACCUCGCUACACCAACGUGGCAACCCCUCUGUGAAUUUAGACGCUGUGUCGAGGUAAAGUCUGACAGCCUCUUCUGUUUGACUUUCCCACUGCAGCAUGUUGGAGCAAGAAGCCUGCUGGGUUCAUGUUGCAGAGGGAGGAGAUGAAGAGCUGGCAGUCGGACAAGCUGGGAGUGAUGAGGGGAGAAAAAACAGAGGAAAAAAGCAGAAAAAUUACAGCUUAAUGCAAUGAAGGGGGCGUUAUUUAGCUGCUUUGAGUUUCCAGACAGAAAUCAUUCAAAGAAAAGAUGUUUAACAAGAAGCAGGGAGUGAAUGAAGAGGCAGGCUGGUGAAAAGUGCUGCAGGGCAGCGGGAGCGAUUGUGGGCGGGGAGAGAGGAAGUGUGGUGGACAGGAGAGGAAUUUAAAGCCUCAUUGUCCUGGAAGAGCAGAGGCAGCGAGAACCCAGGAGGAGGAGGAGGACAACAUGGACGCGAGCGCAGCCAUGGAGAAGAUGUCUCUCAGAGGUCCUGGCCAGUGUCUGCUCUGUAAAGGCAGCUGUUCUGGAUAUCAGCCCCAUUCUUGGAGGAAAGCCUGCAUGGCGUGCGGCUGCAGCUCGGCAGACCACGCUCCUGAGGGCGACCAGGAGGAUGACCAGCGGAUGGGACGUCUGCUGGGAGACUCGCCCUGCUCACACUUAACUGCAAAGGUCAAAGGAGGCGGCGGCCUUCGGGUGUACAAGAGAAACCGGAUGAUUGUGACCAACCCGGUGGUUUCACGCAAAGACCCAACUUUCCAUACCACCACAUACGACUGGGCCCCUGCCGGACUCAACCAGAAACUGGCCAUGCAGUACAUGGAGCUCCUGCCAGAGAGCCAAAGGCCCGUCUCAGGGACCGCCGGGGCCCUGCAGCGCCGCAGGCAGCUGCUCAGCCAGCUUCCAGUCUACGAUCAGGACCCCAUGAAGUGUCAAAGUCUGGGCAGUGAGGAAGAGGUUUCCACCAUGAUCCUGUUUGUGAAGCAGUUCAAACAGGAGGUUCUAGGAGUGGGCGAGGUGGCCCUACCUGGAGAGGGCGGAGCUCUGAGAGAAGCAGCUGCUCAGAGGAUGGCAAAGGAGCUUAAAGAUCACAGCGAUAAGGCCGAUACGGCGCAGCACCUGAAUCAGAGCAGCAUCUCCUCUGCUGUGAACGGAACCAGCAACCAAACUGAAUAUCGCUGCAUUGGCUGCCAGCAGGAGGUUCUGAAGGACAGUCCAGCUGUCUACGCAGAGCGUGCAGGCUACCUGGACGCCUUGUGGCAUCCCACCUGCUUUGUUUGCUCAGUGUGCGGCCAUGGCCUGGUGGACCUGGUGUACUUCUGGUCCAACCAGAAGCUGCUGUGCGGUCGGCAUUACUGUGAGUCUGUGUGGCCGCGAUGCUCCGGCUGCGACGAGCUCAUCUUCUGCAGGUCGUUCAGGAGGGCCAAAGACGGACGGGCCUGGCACCCUCAGCAUUACAGCUGCUGGCGCUGCGGCCAGAGCCUGGACUCCCCCUGUCAGCACUGAUCACACAUGUCUAAUAAACACAGAGGAAAAUAGACACCAUUGCUGGAAAUAAAAUGCGACAUGGCUCCUUUUGUUUUAACGGAGUGAUUAAAAUAAAUCCUUCAUCAUAAAGAGCUGAAAUAUGAUUUUAUCUGAAACUCACAUGUUAAACAGAUUCAUCAGUGUGUGAAACACUUGGAAGGACAUUAAACUGUUUGCAAAGCACUCAGACUCAUCUAGAAAGGUUUCAAGUGGCUCUUAAAGCUCUGACAUUUUUCAGAUGUUAGUUCAGGCUGCAACUUGUAUGGAAGCCCAGAGAGGACAUUUCAUAAAAACCAAUAAAACAUGUGGAAAAUUAA